Molecule: messenger RNA, 2291 nt
Organism: Emiliania huxleyi CCMP1516
Lineage: Eukaryota; Haptophyta; Isochrysidales; Noelaerhabdaceae
Exons: 3
Source: RefSeq, a predicted model, not a curated record
GCCGCGGACAACCGUGUCCCACGCCGAACGAGCACGCAGCCACCAUGAUCCAGUUCGACGAGCACGGCUUUCGCCGCCGGGUGGAGGAGGCGGUGGUCACGCUGCAAAAGCUGCUGCAUUCCACGCGUCGGCCGACCUUCACUCGUACCAAGACAAGUACCUCCUAGCCGAAUUUCUCACAAAUUGCGGCCUCGCCGCGCAGUGCACCUGCCUCGAAGCGCUUGGCGUGGGCACCCAACAGCUUGCCACGCUCGUCGAGUGGAGCGCGAGCGAGACUGUCACCCUGCGCCUCGCCGGGCGGCAGCGCUGCACCUUCCUCCGCGAGGAGGAGCGAGAGGUCGAGUCCAAGGCCAAGGUCGUCAAGGAGAGCACUAUCUUCGGCAAGUCCGAGCAAAAGGUGGUCACCCGGGUCAACGAGUGGUUCUGGAAGAUCGACGUUGAGUGGGAGCUCGUUGCGUACGCCGGCACGAUGGGUGGCCCGCGCCAGCUGCGGCUGCAGGGGCGCUCGGGCUCGGCCCAGCUCAAGACAACAACGUCGGCGACGCCAGAGCCCGCCGGCCAGGUCGAGUUCAUCCCGACAGAGGUUCCGAUAACCUGGCUGCUGCAGCAAGUCAAGCUGCCGGGGGGACUGGUGGGAGCGGCGCACGUUCUCAGCUUCAAGAUUGACCGCGACGCCGAGGGCUGCCGCACGCCCCGGCGCAACCCGCAGGUCGAGGCAGCGCUGCACGCCGCUCGCGAGCUGUGCGCGUGGUCGAAGAGGGUCUGCCAAUUCAUGAACCAGCGCAUCUUCUCCAAGGCGGAGCGCUGCGCAAAGGUGCAGGCGCACACCGGCCGCGACGGCUUCCUCGCUUUGAUCGCCUCCACUCACCAGCCAAGCGAGCUCUUUGUGCCAGUCCUCCCCCUCUUCGAGGCGCGGGCGGCGGAGGAAGAGGCGGACGCAGCCGGCGGCGACGGCGACGGCGGCGACGGCGACGGUACGCUCGUGAGCGUCACCGCGGCGGCGGCCGAGGCGGCGUCCACCCCGGUCCUCCGCAUCGGCGACAUAAACGCGAUGCUGGCCGAGCAGCGGCGCGCAUUGGAGGCCAAGUGGGCCACGCUCGCCGACGCCUGCCCGCCAGCGGACGACGGCUCCCUCCUCUCGCCCGUCGAGCUGAAGCUCUCCAUCGCGGUCAAGCACUUGGACGACUGCUGCUCGCAGCUCUCGCAGGGCGUCGACUACAUCGAGGCGAUGCUCAAGAAGCAGCUGCUCGACGCCGUCGGGCGCUUGGUCACUCCCGCAGAUUUCCAGCGGUACAUGGACUUCCACGGCCAGCGCCUCUUCAAGCCCGAGUAUGCGCCCAAGCCCUUCUGCUUCGCCGUCCGCCGCCCCGACCACUACCCGGAGGGCACGCUCACCAUCGAGCACCUCUCGCCGGACCGCUCGCGCGGCGCAAUCCACACCAGCGGCGCAAUCCACACCAUCUGCCGCCGCGUGGCCGAGCCGGUAGCGCCGAUGAGCUUCGCGCUCGACGCGGCCACGCGCGUCAGCUUUACCGGCGAGCGCUUUGUGCACGCGUACGUCGCGCACCAGUUUGGCGACCCGCCCUCCCCUCCUCCUUCACCACCGCCACCGAACUGGCGGUCUCCGCCCGCGCCGUGCACCGGUUCCGGUGCGUCAGUACUCAUGCUGGGCGCACGCGCGCGGCAGUUCUCCUCGUUCAUGCUGCUGCUUGGCCGUAUGGGGCCGGCAGGCACCUUCGAGCAGAAGCACGCCCUCAUCCUGCAGAACAAGGACGCGGUCGACAUCCCGCUGAUGCUCGAGGCGCUGCCGUCAGCGACGGAGUUCCGCGACGCGAUCUCGAGCCUGUCGCCGGAGCAGCAGCGCUUCGCCAAGGCGUACCGCGCGAUGCAGCUCGAGGGGUCCGUCUUCGGCAUCCUCGUCAUCCAGCUCAAGCCGCAGCUCGAGGCGCUGCUCAAGCUGCCCCACGACGCGCUGACCAAGGAGAUCGCGCUCACGCAGCAGCUGCUCGACCUCUUCAUCCAGUACCAGAUCCCGUCCGACCUGCUCACCUACGCCGGGCCCGCCUCUGCGUCGCCCGAAGAGAAGCUCGAGGCCGUGCGUGGGCACGUCGCCGCCAUCUACAAGAUGGUCGAGGCGGCCAAGGAGGGCGAGCUGCAUGCCGCCAGGCAGCAGGCGAUGAUGGAGCAGCCAUUUCAUGAGUACGCGGAGUCGUUUGGUGACACGAGCGCCGGAUCACCGCCGCGCCGCAAUGCCCGCAGCAUCCAGCGCACAGCCAGCAGCGCCUCUGCCG